This is a messenger RNA of Xenopus laevis (African clawed frog), 1428 nucleotides long. It is a transcript of the gene tpmt.L, whose product is annotated as thiopurine S-methyltransferase L homeolog. Bases 16 to 1125 code for a protein of 369 amino acids. Gene Ontology annotation, cellular component: cytoplasm. NCBI's taxonomy places the organism in Eukaryota, Metazoa, Chordata, Amphibia, Anura, Pipidae. The transcript has 9 exons. The record is from RefSeq and is a predicted model, not a curated record. Gene Ontology annotation, molecular function: S-adenosylmethionine-dependent methyltransferase activity; thiopurine S-methyltransferase activity.
CUGCAGAACCCUGCAAUGGCACGUUCCGGCGUCGCACACCUUAGCAAGACAGAAGCAUUUGCUUGCGCUCAGCUCAACGUGUUCCACUUGUAUUCCCUUCCUGCAGUACAUAGGGCAAAGGAAACUGAGAAAAGUCCACAGAGGACACGUACGUGGGGUAUUCUACGUCCGGAUGUACUCCAACUCCGCCUCCUUUCUUCCCAGUGCACAGGCCAGCCAGGGGAAUCCACCACACGGACCUACUACAAUCCACAAACAGACAGCCUCAGCGCAUGCGCAACUUUACUGCUUCUACUUCCUCGUUCCGAUCGCAGACAGGUUUCCAUUGGAGCUUUCCGCAGAAUAACCAAAGUUAAGGCGGCCAUCUUUAUCCAGGGCAAGGCGAUGGACACUUCAUCAGGAUCAACACAACUGAAGACGGGUUCAGAAGUAAUACAAAACAGAGUUUUGAGUGAAAAGGACUGGAAAGACAAAUGGGAGGCGAAGAAUAUAGGAUUUCAUGAAAGUAAUGUACAUGAGUUUUUAUCAGAGUUCGUAGAAGAAAUGGUGAACACGAGAGCACAAAUCCGUAUCUUUUUUCCUCUUUGUGGAAAAGCCGUGGAUAUGAAAUGGUUAGCUGACAUGGGACACAGCAUUGUUGGAGUUGAUGUGUCUGAAAAAGGAUUAAAGGAAUUUUUUGAUGAACAAAACAUUCCUUAUGUUGAAGAAACUGUGCCUGAGAUUCCUGGUGCUAAGGUGUUUAAGAGCUCAACUGGUAACAUUUCACUGUACUGCUGCAAUAUGUUUGACUUAUCAAGCUCAAUCAUUGGAAAGUUUGGUGGAAUUUGGGACAGAGGAGCCAUGGUUGCUAUCAAUCCCCGGGACAGGGAACGUUAUACAAAGUUGAUAUUGACAUUAAUGGAAAAUGACUGCCGGUAUCUACUGGUUACAGUUGUGUAUGAUCCUAAACUGGUUCAAGGGCCUCCAUUUUACAUAUCGGAUACAGUAAGAGAAAGCUUGCUUGGUCAAUCGUGUAAUGUGAAGUUUUUGAAGAGUAUUAAUACUUUCACCGACAGGCAGAAAGGAUGGGGACUUGAUUAUUACAACGAUAAUCUAUAUCUAGUUACACUAAAAUCCAGUUCCUGAUUGGACAAAUAAAGCCUGCAGGAGAAAGCCAAAGCCACUCACUUUUACUAGAUUUUUUCCCAGGCACUUUAUUCAUUUACCUUAAUAAAUUCUGCCUGGGUUUUUAAUGGGAUGAUAUUUUAAUCAUUCCUUAUAAGACAGAAAAACAUUAGUAUUUUCUUCCAUCUUGAAUAUCUUUUGAGCGUUCAGGUUAAACUUUAAAUACUUGAUAAGCAAAUAACAGCAUACCUGUAUUGCAAAUUGUUUGACUAAAAGGGGAAAUUUCCCUAACUUAUUGUUUAAUAAACCUGGUUUUCUUUUCCA